Messenger RNA from Leopardus geoffroyi (Geoffroy's cat), 1836 nucleotides. RefSeq names its product interferon regulatory factor 9 (gene IRF9). Gene Ontology annotation, biological process: immune system process; regulation of transcription by RNA polymerase II. The transcript has 8 exons. Gene Ontology annotation, cellular component: nucleus. The record is from RefSeq and is a predicted model, not a curated record. Gene Ontology annotation, molecular function: protein binding; RNA polymerase II cis-regulatory region sequence-specific DNA binding; DNA-binding transcription factor activity, RNA polymerase II-specific. The coding region runs from base 17 to 1144 and encodes 375 amino acids. Lineage: Eukaryota; Metazoa; Chordata; Mammalia; Carnivora; Felidae.
GUUGUCGGAGCUUGGGAUGUUAGGGAUGGCAUCGGGCCGGGCACGCUGCACCCGAAAGCUGCGGAACUGGGUGGUGGAGCAAGUGGAGAGCGGGCAGUUCCCUGGGGUGUGCUGGGACGAUGCAGCUAAGACCAUGUUCCGGAUUCCUUGGAAGCAUGCAGGCAAGCAGGACUUCCGGGAGGACCAGGAUGCCGCUUUCUUCAAGGCAUGGGCGAUAUUUAAGGGGAAGUACAAGGAGGGAGACACAGAAGGCCCUGCUAUCUGGAAGACUCGUCUGCGCUGUGCUCUCAACAAGAGCCCCGAAUUUGAGGAGGUUCCUGAAAAUGGCCAUAGGGAUGGAGCUGAGCCCUACAAGGUGUAUCGGCUGCUGCCAUCGGGGACCCUCCCUGCCCAGCCAGGGACCCAGAAAUCACCAUCAAAGCGACAUUACAGUUCUGUGUCCUCUGAGAGGGAAGAGGAUGAGGGUACCACAAAGAACUGCAUACUCAGUCCCUCUUUGAUUGAGGACCCCCUCAAAAACGAGGAGGUGGGGGCCAGUGGGGAAGCAGGCCAUUCAGAAUUUGGGAGCAGCAGCAGCAGCAACAGCCCUGAGCCUCAGGAAGGUACAGACACAACAGAAGCCCCUUUCCAAGGAGAUCAGGUGUCAUUGGAGAGUCUGCCUCCUCCAGACUCAGACUACUCGCUGCUGCUUACCUUCAUCUACGGUGGGCGCGUGGUGGGCGAAGCCCAGGUGCAGAGCCUGGACUGCCGCCUUGUGGCUGAGCCCUCAGGCUCCCAGUAUGGGAUGGAGCAGGUGGUGUUUCCCAAGCCUGACCCACGAGAGCCCACCCAGCGCCUGCUGAGCCAGAUCGAGAGAGGUGUCCUAGUGGCCAGCAACUCCAGAGGCCUCUUUGUGCAGCGUCUCUGCCCCAUCCCCAUCUCCUGGAACGCGCCCCAGUCGCCACCCGGUCCAGGCCCGCAUCUGCUGCCCAGCAAUGAGUGCGUGGAGCUCUUCAGAACCACCUACUUCUGCAGAGAUCCUUCGUUACAGCCCAGGCAUGGCACCCUGCACUUGAGCGGUGCACACACAUCCUGUGGGGCCCUGUGCUCAGCCCUGGCAGCUGUCUGGCAGCCAGCCUUCCCCAGCCAAGGUCUCGGAAGAUGAGGCUCUGAUGCAGCUCAGCACACGAGUCACAUGUUGGGGACUGCCACCACAUGGCAGCAUGCAGUAACGGGAAGGUGCACCUCGCGGCCCUCUCCUGCAUAUGCACUUGCACGGGCCAACCCCAUAUUUGGGAGAGCUCGCACACCUCCCACACACUAGCCCUGCUGCACCCCGGGCAGCUCCUCGGGUUGUCCUUCUCCCGUCCGCCCCUGCCUGGGACUCCACUUCCUGCCUCCAUUCACCUCUAAAUCUCACCUUGGGAGUGGAGGCCAGGAGUACAGGGGACGCAGAGUGGGAGUGUUGCAGGGCCACGCAUGCCCUCCUCGGCAGGGAGGGUGCGAGCAGACAAUAGAGGUGGGGACACUUCUGUGUUAGCAGCCCAGGCUGCUGCCUUGAGGACUCUAAGCUCUUCCAGCAGAGAGCUUUGAGGGUGUAUAAAAAUCGGUUACCUCUAAAUACUUCUUACUUGAAAAAGGGGCACCUUUUCCUACUUGCACAUGGGUGAGUAGCAGCUUAGUUGCUGGCAUCCCUCCUGGUAUGAGGCAACAGGCGUGACCCUGAAGCUCCCGCUCUGGCCUUGGUCUCCAAUUGGCCCCACACCCACCCCUCUUUCUCCAUGAUGGGUCCCUCUCUAUUCCCUCCCUGCCUGUGGCCUCUGCCUUCUUUCUUCCAACCCUUGAUCCUUUCUCUUU